Eubalaena glacialis (North Atlantic right whale) is the source of this 1267-nucleotide messenger RNA. RefSeq names its product zinc finger MYND-type containing 12 (gene ZMYND12). The transcript is spliced from 8 exons. NCBI's taxonomy places the organism in Eukaryota, Metazoa, Chordata, Mammalia, Artiodactyla, Balaenidae. Gene Ontology annotation, molecular function: protein binding. The record is from RefSeq and is a predicted model, not a curated record. Bases 15 to 1115 code for a protein of 366 amino acids.
CCGUCUGCCGCAGCAUGAACGUGAUCUACCCUCUUGCGGUGCCCAAGGGGCGCCGGCUCUGCUGUGAGGUGUGCGAAGCUCCGGCCGAGCGGGUCUGCGGGGCCUGCACAGUCACUUAUUACUGUGGUGUGGUUCAUCAAAGAGCUGAUUGGGGCAGCAUCCAUGAGAAGAUAUGUCAGCUCCUGAUUCCCCUGCGCACUUCCAUGCCCUUCUACAACUCAGAGAAAGAACGGCAGCAUGGCCUGCAGCAGCUGCAGCAGCGGCAGAAGCAUUUGAUCGAAUUUUGCUACACCGUAGCCCAGAAAUAUAUCUUUGAAGGAAAACAUGAAGAUGCUGUCCCGGCAGCUUUGCACUCUCUUCGCUUCCGCAUGAGUGUUCAUGGCCUGAGUUCAGUAGAGCUGGUACCUGCUUACCUGCUGUUGGCCGAGGCCAGCCUUGGUCUGGGCCGGAUCGUCCAGGCUGAGGAAUAUCUAUCCCAAGCGCAGUGGACAGUCCUCAAAUCAACUGAAUGUUGUUAUGCCACCCACUCCUUACUGCAUCGGAACCUGGGACUUCUCUACAUGGCUAAGGAAAACUAUGAGGAAGCCCGUUAUCAUCUGGCCAAUGAUAUUUAUUUCGCCAGUUGUGCAUUUGGAACAGAGCACGUCAGGACCUCAGGAGGCUACUUCUACCUGGCUAAUAUCUUCUAUGGCCUUAAAAAGUUGGACCUGGCAGACACAUUGUACACCAAGGUCUCUGAGAUCUGGAAUAAAUAUUUGAACAAUCACUAUCAAGUCCUCUCACAGGCUCGCACCCAACAAAUAGAUCUAUUAGGCAAGCAAUUUGAGACCGACACUGGCUUGGAUGAAGCCCAGGAAGCAGAAGCCAUUCAGAUCCUGACUUCAAUCUUGAACAUUCGAGAAUCUACAUCUGACAAAGCCCCCCAAAAAACAAUCUUUGUUCUAAAAAUCCUGUUCAUGCUUUACUACCUGAUGAUGAAUUCUUCAAAGGCAAAGGAAUACGCCAUGAGAGCCCUGGAUCUAGCCAAAGAACAGCAGCUCAGUGUCCAUGAACAAAACACCAUUCAAGACUUACUAAAUCUCAUCUCAGCUGAGGAAGCUCAUCCCAUUACAUAGUGACCCAAGAGCUCUGCAUCAUGGACUAUUGAGCAUCUAAUGUAUUCCAGCCUUGCAUAGCUGCUUUGAGGUGCUAUGAAUUGCUGAAGUGCCCACCCUCUUCCCCUGGGAUUGCACUCAUAGCUGUGUUUUUAUUGUUUCACAGCAUAUGU